AUGGAUUAUGUGGACAAUAUCGCCUCCGUGAAGCAAGAGCACGGGGAGAAAGUGGUGUGCUUGAAGAAGAAGUACAGAUACCCGGAGAUCAGCAGUGGGCGCGCGCAGGAUGAUGAUGAUGGUGGUGGUGAUGAAGACAUCAACAGAGGAAUCAAUGCAUUGCAUUUCGUGCAUGAAGAAAUCAGUGAUCUGAAAGCUGUGCGAGAUGCUGAGGAGGAGCUGUGUGUGUCUGACAUCGCUCUGAUUGAGAAAGACCGCGAGCUCUCGGGGGAACACGAAACUGUGCAUGGAAAUGAUACCAAACCGAAUGCUCCUGAGCUCUCUGAUGCCCGGUCAACAGGAGAGGCUGGGGUUUGCAGGGCUCCCGUCACGCCACAGGUCAUCGUUACUGGACGGAGAACAUCCAGGGGAUCUCUGCGGAGUCUGCUGGGCUCUUCUGAGGAUGGAGCCCAUGAGGCACUACCUGAGGAUGGCAGCACCCCAAAAUGCAGCCGCAAGAACUUCAUAGAGCUCAUGAUGAGCAGUUCUCCACAGGUGAGACGCUCACUGGUGCACCGUAACUCCCAAGGGCACAUGUCAGCCAGAAGCAGUGAGUUCAGAACGUCGUCUGUGGAUGAGGAUUGUGCUUCAGUAACUUUAGACCCGCUGGAGCACGAGUGGAUGAUGUGCACGGCAGACGGCGAGUGGGACAGUCUGCAGCGGCUGCUCGAGUGUGAACCCACGCUCAUCUCCAAGAAGGACUUCGUCACGGGGUUUACGUGUCUGCACUGGGCGGCCAAGCAAGGCAAACACGAGCUUUUCGCAAUGCUGGUGGAUUUCGCCAAACGGCACAGCGUCACCAUCAACGUAAACGCCCGCUCCAGCGCCGGCUACACGCCUCUGCACCUGGCAGCCAUGCACAAUCAUAUAGAGGUCAUGAAGCUUCUGGUGGGAGCGUAUGAUGCUGACGUGGAUGUGCGGGAUUACAGCGGGAAGAAAGCAGCGCAGUACCUCCGUGCCAGCGUCACAUGCGACAUCAAGGACAUCAUAGGAGCUUGUGCGAACUCUGACACAGAGAACGCAUCUGGAGCCGGGCGAUGGAAGCUUCCUAAAGUCCUACAGUCCAAUCUCAACCUCCUACGGUUACUGAACCACCCUGAAGAGAUGACAGCCGACGGUCAACCCAGGCCCAGGUCUCUGUAUCGGAAAUCCUCCAUCGGCCGCAUCAGACUGCAGAGGAACCGCUUCAAGACACAGAUCGUCCACAGCACUUCGUUCAGAGAGAACGAGGAAGGCGAGGAGUCGCUCAAGAGCCCGGUCAAAUCCAGACCCUUGUCCAAUCUGUUUGGCUGAGACGGCCGUGUGAAUAAUAGAGACCUAUGCAAAGACAUUAUUACUCUGAGAUCAGCUGAGGUGCUUGUGAACUUGGGUCUUUAUACAUACCUUUUAUAUUUUAGGAUGGACGAGGAUGAGCAACUGGAACAAAUUUUUAAUGCAAUCAUCUCCUUUAUCAAAUUAUGCACCAGUAUUUCAGUAUUAUGAAGCUCUAAAAGCGUGUAGAUUAUUUUUGAAUGGAUAUUUUCACGGAUGCACUCUUGUGUGUCAUGAUAUCAUGUUGCUGUUGCAUGUGAUUGUCCUCUUGCUCCCCUGUUUUAGUCGCUGUGCCUUUAAAUCAUCUUCUGAUCAUCUUCCAGAUGCUGGAAUGAACAUGUCUUGAGACUGUUAUCCCAUAAAUGUGAUUUCAGUGUGUUUAUGUGCCGUAGGUGAUGUUUAGAAAGCUGCUGUUUAAAUGGUUUAAGACGGAGUCUGAUUCCAUGGCCAGAAAGGAACAGUUCACCCCAAACACUGCAGUGAAUGGGUGCCGUCAGAACGAGAGCUGAU
Molecule: messenger RNA, 1860 nt
Organism: Sinocyclocheilus grahami
Lineage: Eukaryota; Metazoa; Chordata; Actinopteri; Cypriniformes; Cyprinidae
Product: ankyrin repeat domain-containing protein SOWAHC-like
Exons: 2
Coding region: 1-1332 (443 amino acids)
Molecular function (GO): protein binding
Source: RefSeq, a predicted model, not a curated record